This is a messenger RNA of Zootoca vivipara (common lizard), 5236 nucleotides long. It is a transcript of the gene RALYL, whose product is annotated as RALY RNA binding protein like. Gene Ontology annotation, molecular function: RNA binding. Gene Ontology annotation, cellular component: nucleus. NCBI's taxonomy places the organism in Eukaryota, Metazoa, Chordata, Lepidosauria, Squamata, Lacertidae. The record is from RefSeq and is a predicted model, not a curated record.
AGGCGGCUCUUCCUCUCCGCGCGCGUGCGCUUGCCUAGUGCGGCGCGUGGGGCACCUGCUUGUCUGGGCUGCUGUUUGCCGCUGCCGCCAGCGCCACGCAGGGCUGCUGAAGCUAAGAGCUGCUGCUGCUGCUGCUGCUGCUGCUGCCGCCUCCUCGUCCUCCUUACUGCCGGUUCCAGUUCCUUCCUCUGCUGGCGCCGCUAGUGUUGCUUCUGCUUCUGCUGCCGUGCGAGCGACUUGGGCUCCUCCGGUGGGGUUUGCCCCUUCCCCGCCUGCUCCUUCCCCCCCACCCCCUUUUGCCUGCGAGUCAGCCUGGCUCCGAAUCACGUGGCAAUUGCCUGAGGCUGAGACUAAAGAGGGGGAGGAAUAAAAAAAGGGGGGAGAGCGAGCGAGCAAAAAGCGCCUCAUUCCUUCUUCCACCGCCAUACUGUAUUUUAUAGUAACUCGCAUUUUUAUUCCUUCCUUUUACUCCCGCUCGGUGAGUACCUUUCCGCUGACAUUCUUGUCCUCCUUUUUCGUCCUGUUUUUUCCCCUCUCUCUUCCUUUUUUUGUUUUUGUUUUUGCUGCUUUUUUAUUUUUUAACCUCUUUGUUUUCAUGGAUUUGAUCCUUUUUCUGAUGACAAGUUUUUUUUUCUUAGCAUGCGAUGGUUUACUAAACUGGGAGCAAAAGGUGUUGCUGGAACUGGAAGUCACUGGGAGCCUAAAGAGGAAAGGAGAAAGAGAGCGAGCGAGAGAAAUAGACUUGCCAGUCCAGCAAUAACGUAAAUGCAGAUAAAUUAUACGUAUUUAUACAUAUGCAACUGGUUUUGUUGUGAGAAAGAAAGAAAAGCGAUGUGAAUUAUGAUGCAUAUUUUUUUAUUAAAAAAAACCCAAAGAGGUGAGAAAUGGGCAUGUUGCUUAAACUCUGUUUUGCAGAGAUUUUUGAUGGUGGUGUUUUGUUUUUUUUGUUUUUUUGUAUAUAUAUGAGAUUUGAAAAUGCAUUUUACAGCAGUGUUUACAAAGAGUUUGUAAUCUUGCAAUACUGGUGCAAGCCACUAAGCAAGAUAUUAAUUUUGUUAAAUGGUUUUUGUUUUUCGUUUUGUUUCCUUUUUUUGGACACCCGGUUGCAAUCAGCCGUUUUUCUUCUUUUUCUGUUUUUGGUGCCCGGUUAUAAUGUGAAACUUUUCUUGCAGCUUGGUACUGUUGAUCAUUUUUAAAUACACCCCCACUUCCUAAAAAAAAAUAAUACCAUAUUGCAAAAAAGAGAGAAAAAGCCAAAGAUAAUUCCUUUCCAAAAUUUCACUUUUUUAUUCUUUUAUACCGAGAUAAUGUUAUGAUGAUUAUCAUAAUGUUGAUAGAUAUACACAUAUAUACAAAUAAGUACGUUUUCAAAUGAUGGCAGUGGAAGGUUUUCCUGGAGAAUGAAGUGCGGUUUGGUUUCCUUGUCAACGGAAGAUGAAGUGAACAACUGAACAUCUCCCCAGUGCAGGGCUGAAGUCAAGCGAGCCAACCAUGACCGGCAAAACACAGACCAGUAAUGUCACCAAUAAGAAUGACCCCAAAUCCAUCAACUCGAGAGUUUUCAUUGGCAACCUCAACACAGCCAUUGUCAAAAAGGGUGACAUAGAGGCGAUCUUUGCAAAGUAUGGAAAAAUAGUUGGCUGCUCGGUGCACAAAGGUUAUGCGUUUGUACAGUAUAUGAGUGAGAGGCACGCAAGGGCUGCUGUGGCAGGAGAGAAUGCCAGGAUCAUCGCGGGGCAACCUCUCGACAUCAACAUGGCAGGAGAGCCCAAACCAUACAGACCUAAGCCUGGAAACAAGCGGCCACUUUCAGCUCUCUACAGACUUGAAUCGAAGGAGCCUUUCCUGUCUGUUGGUGGCUAUGUCUUUGAUUAUGACUACUACAGGGAUGAUUUCUACAAUCGGUUGUUUGAUUACCACAGCCGGGUCCCUGCAGCGCCUCGUGCUGUAAUUCCAUUAAAACGCCCACGUGUAACUGUCACAGCGACUCGCAGAGGAAAAGGGGUAUUUUCCAUGAAAGGGGGAUCAAGAUCUACAUCAAGUGGAACUUCAUCAUCGGGGUCAAAAUUGAAAUCAGAUGAGCUACAAACAAUCAAGAAGGAAUUAACUCAGAUCAAAACAAAAAUUGACUCUUUGCUAGGGAGGCUGGAGAAGAUUGAGAAGCAGCAGAAGGCUGAAGCUGAAACCCAAAGGAAACAAAUAGAAGACUGUGCAGACUUGAUCCAAGAGGAAUCUAUAUCAGAGAACGCUGACAAUUCCACAGAGGAUCCUAUAGAGGGAGGUUUAGAUGCAGAUGGAGAUGGCGGAGAGAUGACUGAUGGGAUAGACGAGGACUUUGACGAGGAUGGAAGUAACGAGCUGUUUCUACAGAUCAAAUGAAUUUGGAAUGACAUCCAGUCCCCUUGGAAACCAAGAACAUAAUAAUUCACAGACUCCUCCAUGUGGAAAUGUGAGCUGCUGUUUCUUGCUGGCUAGCAACAUCUUUGACUCAAUUUUUAUGGGGCGGGGAAAUGAAUUUACUUCUUGAAAUGGACAUUACCAUUCAAAACUUAGAAAUUCCAUUUCUUAUAUGUUCUAAAGCUGUACAAUUGUCAGAUUUAUAUGGUUUAGAUUGUAAAUGUGUUUUUUCCUGGCUAAUUAUUGGUAUUAUUUUUUUAAUUUUGAUGUCAGAAGGCCAAUGAAUUGUAUGAUAAUAUGAAGGACAUGUUUAAAAUGAAGGAGACACUGUAUACAAAUGUAUAUUUGUAAAAGCUAUUUUUAUGAUUAGCAUGUUUUAUGGUUCAUCAUAUUAAAAGUCAGGUGAUAUUGCACUUAAAUGUUUACAGCAUAACAAAAUGAGAUCAUGAAAGAUUUAUGAUCUAAUAUGUUAAAUAGUAUUUUAAUUAUUUGUAUUUAUUUAUAUUCCUGUUUUAGAGCCAGUGCAUUUAUUAAGAAGUAGGGUCAUAUUGGAGGUCAAAGUAAUAUCCAUGCUCAGAUUUAUUUAUUUUUACAUCAUAAUGCCAAAACAAAUAUAAUUUGGAUAUAGUAGUUUUGUGCGCAAUAUAUAUCCCAUUGAAAUCAAUGGAAUAACUACCACUUAUUUCAAUACUCUGAACUGUGCUCUUGAAUCUAAGGAUGUUGUAAAGCUACACAGAUACAUUUGCUGCUCUCUGACAUAACCAUAUGUCAGACAGCAUGGAUUGAAACAUGAUUUUAUUUCUUUUAAAAAGAACAGUAAUACUAAAACUUCCAAGAGUGUUGCCAAAUCAAAAGUUGGCAUGUUGUUCGAUUUCAUAAUUACUCCAUAACCCACAUUUUCCAAAUUGCCAGAAUUGAAGUCGCAUGAUCAUGGCAGUAUGUUUGGGGUUGGCAACCAAACUUUGUAGGUAGCUCCCCAUAAGGUUAGUCCAAUGACCUGGACUUAUUUUAAACCAAACAUCUAUAAUCCUACCACAGUUUGCCUGGUGUUAAAAUUGCCCCGAGCGAUUUGGAUGCACCUAACUGAACAGAGAGGCAGUUCAGAUUUCUUCGUGGCAUCCCUGCCAAUAAAAUAUGAAGGAGGCCCUGGAUUGUGCAAUAUCUUUCUCUGCCUUUGUUUCUCAUUCCUAAGUGUUUCUUGUGCUCUCAAAAUAAGGCUGCCCAACUGUAUGUUAAUUUAUUCUGUGGUUUCUUCCCCACACACCUCACCAAAUCUGGUGAAUUUUUCCCCACAUGCUAAUUGGAAAAUAUUUAUAGAUACACUAAAUAUUGUACAGCUGUGACUGCUUCUGCUCCAGGGAAAGAGCUGGUGAUUUGACAAUGCUGAAAAUAAAACUGCAUGGAUCAGAAAAGCCUUUCCACCACCUCAGUUUCUCUCCUCUGCUGGGAGUACCGUACCAUAUACCUCUGCACACGGGGGAAAUGGGUCAAGAGUUUUGGGUUGUUGUUUUUUUCCUUUCCAGAAUUCUCACAUUGUCUUUUUACAUAGUUCAGUUUUAUGAUUCCUAAAUAAAGCUAAAAGUACAUUUUAGCUUUUAGUAAUAUUAAUAUAUAACUUCUCUUAAGUUUUAAUGAGUUUCCCAAUGUCAGGGUGUUCUUGUGUAAUUAAAUUAUUUGGCCAUUCUUAACAAGAUUCAGGGCCCUUUCAGAUGGGGGGAUCACAUGGUCACUAAACAUGUGGGGAGGGGGGCAUCCCCAUUCUGUCACCCACACAGGUUUGCUACAAACAGGCCACUGCCCCCACCCACACAAACUAUCUGAAAGGUGCCUUACAGACUUGACAAUGAUACUUUCUCAGAGUACUUUCUCUAGUGCAUAGAGAACUUUUUGUUCAGUUUUGAGAGACAGAAUAUUUAUUUCCCACGAUUUCGUGUCAUCUUACAUACACCUUCCCUACAAAUUACUGACACCGGCAGACCUAUAAACCACAGUGCAGAAUACUUCUGCCACAUGCUAGUUUCUUAGCACAAAUCAUUCGUACAAUAUGCAUUUAGGUAGGGACAUGGACCAAAGAAUAACUUGUCAUUCUGAUAACCUGGCGAGCAAAUCUGAAUAACCCCAAUUUAGAAAACCACCCCGGUCAGCUGGGAAUAUGAACCUGUCAGAUACAAAGUCAGGCUUAUCAGUCCAUCUAGUCCAGUAUUGCCCGCCUUAACUGUGUCUGACACACAGGUCCCCCCUAGCCCUGCCACCUAUUUGUAUGUGAAAAGAAGCUGCUCUACCUCCAUGUGCCCCAGUCUGUUGCUUUAUUACAGCAUUUGCACUUGAGCAUGCUGGUUUCCAUGUAUGCACUUUCUUCCUAAGCUCAUGCAAUAGUUACAAAAAGGAAAGGUUCCCCCGCCCCGCCCGAUCCCAAAUCUAGCAUGUGGAGCAUGAUCCAGCUUCUCCUUUACUGUGAGUACAUCAGCCACGUACCUCUGUGACACAGGGGGACCAAAUUGUCUCCAUUUGUCAUCCAAUGAAGGAAACCAGAUUCUUUUUUAUUUCUUCUUUUCACUUUUCUGUAUCCUUACAUUAAGUCUUGUUAUAUCUUUUUGUCUACAACAAUUAUUUCCGAGCAGGGAAAGUGGUUUCUAAAAUGUCAAAAAACAUUGUUACCUGUAUAUACUUUCUGCAGCCCUUUUCAAAGCCAUGGUAGUUUUUAAAAAUCUAUGAUAGGAAGUUUAUUUGCACUGAAUAUAUUGCCCAUGUGUUCUCGUGUAAUCAUUUCAUGACGGUUCUGUUCCAAAAGUUGUAACAUAAUUUUUACAUUCCUGUAAAUAAAUAUUUUCUCUGACUA